This is a messenger RNA of Seriola dumerili (greater amberjack), 1359 nucleotides long. RefSeq names its product V-set and transmembrane domain containing 2B (gene vstm2b). The record is from RefSeq and is a predicted model, not a curated record. Bases 374 to 1177 code for a protein of 267 amino acids. NCBI's taxonomy places the organism in Eukaryota, Metazoa, Chordata, Actinopteri, Carangiformes, Carangidae. The transcript has 5 exons.
GCAGGUUCCUGCCGCUGACCGGGAAGUUCGCUCUCUACUUCAAGACGACGCUCAGCGGGGAAUAAAGGACCCACCGGAGGGAAGACCCACCGGAGGAGCCAGCGGAGGAUUAAAAUUGCUAUUUGACGCGGGCUGUUUUCUGUUUUCUUUUACAUUGAGGCUAUUGCAACCGCUCUGGGUUCUGGUCUCUGAUUGUGGUUUUGAUGAUGCUCCAGCUCACCUUCGGGUUGCUGCCUGACUGAUGCGGAGGCUGCCUCCGGACCGCGGCUCCUCUCUGCACAUAUUUGGAGUUAUUUGACCGUCGGGUAAACAUCACAUCCAGGUCAAAUGACCGUCUGCUGUCCGAGCCGAGUGUGACGAGCCUCACUGUGACAUGGAGACACCGGGACUCUGCGGCUUCCUCUAUUACUGCUCUCUCUGUGUGUUCUGUGCAAAUGCUGCAUUUACUGAGGUCCCUAAAGAUGUGAGUGUGGGGGAGGGAGAGGAUGUGGAGAUGCCCUGCGCCUUCAAAGCUGUCAGCUCGGCGCCCAUGUCUCUGGAGAUCCAGUGGUGGUACCUGAAGGAGGACAUGCCUAAGGAUGUGCCCCAUGAGCUGCAGAUCAGCGCCCCGGCCAACAGAGCCAAGGUUGCUCCGAGGGAAGCCACAAAAAUAAGUACUGUGCGUGUGCAGGGCAACGCCAUCUCCCACCGCCUCAGUCUGUCCAAGGUGAAGAAGGAAGACGAGGGGGUGUACGAGUGCCGUGUGUCUGACCUGUGGGCCGACGAGACUCAGGAAUUUACGGUCCACGCCGCGCUGCGCGUCAUGCCAGGUGACGGCAUGGUGGCAGAGGAGGCCGUGUCGCACAUCCAGAACCGCUGGCCGCUGAGGAACGCCAACACGGCCCUGGGGGCGGGUGCGGCAGGGAGGGCCACCUCAGAGCCCAGCCAGGACCUGGCGGGAGGUCCGAGGCUAGGGCAGGGGAAGCAGCGGGUGCAUCAGCCCGGACUCCUCCCCUCCAUCUCCUCCACCACCACCACCUCGGUGGCCAAGUCGUCGGCCUCGCCACUGCCAGGGAACGCAGCCAUCCUCCGCCAGCAGCACGGAGCGGGCUGCAGCGUGAUGAGCACCAUGGACCCCCUCCUCUGCAUCACUCUCCUGUUCCUGCAUAAGCUCCUCCCCUUCCUGUUGGCCCACUGAACAGACUUUAACCAAAAUUAUGUUGACCUGCAACAUUCUCACUUUCUAUACCAAACAGAAACCAAGCAGCAGUCAGUGCCCACAGAAGGAGAGAGGCUCACAUUAAAUGGAUGUAUGCCGCUGCAACACGUCACUGCAGAGAGUGAGAGCAACACAACACCUGACGGAGGAGACCAGGUAAA